Brugia malayi is the source of this 363-nucleotide messenger RNA. Lineage: Eukaryota; Metazoa; Nematoda; Chromadorea; Rhabditida; Onchocercidae. The record is from the annotation of a RefSeq genome assembly.
AUCAGUUAUAGUGAGAAGAUUUUGGACCAUUAUGAAAAUCCAAAGAAUGUUGGUUCUUUGGACAAAAAUGAUCCGAGUGUUGGCACUGGUUUGAUUGGUGCACCAUCAUGCGGUAAUGUGAUAGAGUUGCAAAUAAAUGUCAAUGACAAAGAUGUUAUUGAAGAUGAGAAAUUUAAACUGUUGGUUGUGGUUCUGCUAGUGCCUCAAACUCUUUACUAACAGAAAUGAUUAAAGGCAAAACUAUUGAAAAUGUAACAAAAAUAAAAAAACACCCAAAUAAUGCAAGAGUUAUCUUUGCCUCCAGUGAAGGUACACUGCUCGGUACUUGCUGAAGACUAUAAAAGCUAUAAAAGCCGCUAUUCG